This is a messenger RNA of Lolium perenne, 360 nucleotides long. The record is from RefSeq and is a predicted model, not a curated record. Lineage: Eukaryota; Viridiplantae; Streptophyta; Magnoliopsida; Poales; Poaceae.
AUGGCCGUGCCCGUUGCCCUGCCCUCGCCGCUGCCGUGCUCGCUGCCCUGCCCUCGCCCGUGCCGCUGCCGUGCUGCCCUGCCCCUGCCCGUGCCGCUGCCGUGCUGCCCUGCCCUCGCCGCGGUGCGCCUGCCGCUGCCCCUGCCCCCCUGCCGCUGCCGUGCUGCUGCCCUGUCCCUGCCCGUGCGCCGUGCCGCUGCCCUCGCCGUGCUCUGCCGUGUCGCUGCCCUCGUCGCUGCCGUGCCGCUGCCGUGCCGCUGCCGUGCUGCUGCCCUCGCCUCUGCCCGUGCGCCGUGCCGCUGCCCUGCCGUGCCGCUGCCCUGUCGCUGCCGUGCCGCUGCCGUGCCGCUGCCAUGCUAG